CAAUAUCAACACCAUGGCUGUGCAACUCGACAUGAUCUUCUCCGCACUCAGAAACCUUCGUGAACACAGAUGAAAGAGCUAGGAAACGGAUAUCGGCAUCUCAAUCAGGACGAAAGCCUGCAUUGUUCGCGAAAGACUGCUCAACGCGUUAACCUCACAUCGUACCUUCCACCUCCUCCAAAUCAGGCAACAACAACAACCUCAAGAUGGCCAAUUCCAACUCUCGACAGAGCCGAGUGAGUAAAGCCGCACAAUGGCUGGUCCACGAACUCGGUCUGCACACCAUGCGCCACGCCGGGAAAGAUAUCUACAUCAUCAUCCUGGCGCGCUAUCUGCGCAUGUACGCUUACGGCUCCGUCGCGCUCGUCCUAGCUCUCUAUUUCCAAGCGCAAGGCCUUACAGAUGCGGAGAUCGGGUUCUUCAUGACGCUCACGCUGCUUGGUGAUGUUGUUGUCUCCUUGUUACUUACGCUUGUUGCCGACUCUUUGGGGCGCAGGAGGACGCUGAUGCUUGGCGCGCUGGGCAUGGCAGUUUCUGGGGCGGUGUUCGCAACGAGUUCGAGUUAUGCGCUGUUGUUGGCGGCGGCGAUUGUGGGUGUGAUUAGUCCGAGUGGGAAUGAGAUUGGGCCGUUUCGGGCGGUGGAGGAGAGUACGCUUGCGCAUCUCAUCGGCGAGGAUAAGCGGGCGGAUGUCUUUACAUGGUACGUCGCCUUCGCCGUCCUAGGCACAUCAACCGGCCUGAUCGUCGGCGGUCAGGCCGUUGACGCCCUUUCAGCAAGAAAGGGCUGGACGGAACUCGACGCCUACCGAGCAGGGUUCUGGAUCUAUACAGCUGUAGGUAUCGUCAAAGCCGUCUCGACACUAUUCCUCAGCCAGGAAUGCGAGCACCAGAAGCCCUCCAAGCCAGCCCGCGCAGAAGGAGAGACAGAGCCACUCUUGCCGGCUGCAGAUGACGACACGCAUCCAACUGCAACCAGCAACGGCGUUGCUCAGACAGCAGGAGUGACGAAGAAGCAGAGGAGCUGGAACCCGUUCAGUUCGAUAUCGCCCAAGAGUCGCGCAAUCCUGUUCAAGCUGUGCAGUCUGUUCUUUCUCGACUCGCUCGGCUCAGGCAUGGUGCCGUUCUCGCUCAUCAAUUUCUACCUCGAUCGCAAGUUUGGUCUUCCGAAGGGCAAGCUGGGUGGGAUUAUGAGCGCUACAUGGUUCCUCUCAACAUUCGGCAACAUAUUCUCAGCCUCCCUCUCCCGGCGCCUCGGCCUAAUCUUCGCCAUGGUAAUUACCCACCUCCCCUCCUCGUUCUUCCUCGGCGCCCUCCCCUUUGCGCCCAACCUCCCACUCACCGUCAUCCUCCUCAUCGGCCGGAGCAUGAUGAGUUCCAUGGACCAGGCGCCGCGGUCUGCGUUUUUGAGCAUGGUGGUUCUGCCAGAGGAAAGAACGGCGGUGAUGGGUAUUGUGAAUACGCUGAAGACGCUGAGUCAGAGUUCGGGGCCGUGGGUUACGGGGUUGUUGGCGGGGAGUGGGAGGUUCUGGGUCGCGUUUGUGGUUGCUGGGGCGCUGAAGGCAUCUUAUGACGUUCUGCUGCUGACAAUGUUUGGGGGGCGGGUACAUGCGAGGAAGGUGGGUGAGGGGGUGGAUGACGCUGCUCGAAGCGAUGGCGGAGAAGGUGAGGUGCACGAUGGUGAUGACAGACAGGCCAACAAUCGGGCCACAGCAGUACAGUAG
Molecule: messenger RNA, 1721 nt
Organism: Macroventuria anomochaeta
Lineage: Eukaryota; Fungi; Ascomycota; Dothideomycetes; Pleosporales; Didymellaceae
Product: MFS general substrate transporter
Exons: 3
Coding region: 207-1721 (504 amino acids)
Biological process (GO): transmembrane transport
Cellular component (GO): fungal-type vacuole membrane
Molecular function (GO): transmembrane transporter activity
Source: RefSeq, a predicted model, not a curated record